GCCGCUGCAGUUAAACAGAACAGAGCUCCGUUUGUGUUCUUUGAUAGGCGCUGUAUGGCCGGCAGAAGACCGAUUGUCAACCUCUUCUCCACACAAGCCCGCCUCAGGACAGUCCUGAUACACUGACCCACAGUGCUGCAAAGAAAACACAUCAUAAGUAUCCAGCUACAAUUUUUUGAAAUUUUUGAAAACGAGACCACGUUGAAGCAGAUAAUGUUAAAAGAGUUCACGUCACUGUUUCUCAAACAUACAUCCCCAAGUCGUCGUCACUUGACCCCCGAAUUGGUGUUGCGCCUCAUUACGCCCUCCUGUCCGCUGUGGUCGGCGCCUGUGGAAGACUCUCCCUUUACUGACCCCUUCUGGGGGUUCUACUGGCCAGGGGGUCAAGCUACUGCCAGGUACAUAAUGGACAACCCAGCCAUAGUGUCCGGGCGUCGUGUCUUGGACGUGGGCUGCGGUUGUGGAGCGGGCACCAUCGCAGCCUCCUCUGUGAGAGCAAAGCUGGCUGUAGCCAACGACAUCGAUCCUUACGCAGUAAUAGCUUCGAAAAUAAACGCAGAAAUGAACGAAAAUAAAAUUGAAACAGAUACAAACAAUUUUAUUGGAACCGGCUGUAGCGGUUUUGAUGUGAUUCUUAUCGGAGACAUGUUCUACGACGAGGAGUUCGGAAAAUUAUUGUUCACAUGGUUGACUACGUUAGCUAAACAGGACAAAUUGAUACUCAUAGGCGACCCUGGACGCCAUGGUCUAACAGAAAGCAGACGAAGCCAGAUGACUUUACUAGCAAAUUAUGUGUUACCUAAAGAGGCUCGUGAAGAGAAUCACGGAUACACGGAAACUUCAGUUUGGAGAUUAAAUAAAACUUGACAGUGUGAA
This is a messenger RNA of Melitaea cinxia (Glanville fritillary), 876 nucleotides long. Its product is annotated as electron transfer flavoprotein beta subunit lysine methyltransferase-like. Gene Ontology annotation, cellular component: mitochondrial matrix. Gene Ontology annotation, molecular function: protein-lysine N-methyltransferase activity. Gene Ontology annotation, biological process: peptidyl-lysine trimethylation. The transcript has 5 exons. Lineage: Eukaryota; Metazoa; Arthropoda; Insecta; Lepidoptera; Nymphalidae. The record is from RefSeq and is a predicted model, not a curated record. Bases 214 to 867 code for a protein of 217 amino acids.